AUGGACUUGGGAAACGAAACCAACAUCUCUCAACCCUACACCCAAGAAGACGGCGACCCCAAGCACCUCGGCUUCAUCUACGCCAACAUCAUCGGCCUCCGCUACUGCUCUGGCCCCGUCCGCGCCCGCCAGAUGGUCGCCUUCCUCCGCGAACCUCUCCAUCCCCACAGCCCCAACGCCAUCAAAGUCCUCAACACCCGCUCCGUCCAGGUCGGUUACAUCGAUUGGACCGUCGCCGACGCACUUUCCCCUCUCAUCGACUCCGAACUCAUCACCGUCAAGGCCUUCGUCCCCAACCGCCGCUCCAAGACUGACCGCUCCCUCAGCUUUUUCGCUCUUUGCCGUAAAAAAAAAAAACCCGCUGAUUCGAGGUUCAAGAGUGUGGACGAGAGAUUGACGGCGAAAGAGCGUGUCUCUCGCGAGCUGGAGCCUCCGGAGAGCGUUGUGAGGUUCCUCGGCUUCAUCAACGCCAACAUCAUCGGCCUCGGCCAUUGCUCCGGCGCUGUCCACGCCCGCGAGAUGGUCGCCUUCCUCCGCGAACCUCUCCAUCCCCACAGCCCCAACGCCAUCAAAGUCCUCAACACCCGCUCCGUCCAGGUCGGUUACAUCGAGUGGACCGUCGCCGACGCACUUUCCCCUCUCAUCGACUGCGAACUCAUCACCGUCGAGGCCAUCGUCCCCAACCGCCGCUCCAAGACUGACCGCUCCCUCCUCUGCCAAAUCCACAUCUUCGCCCCUCUCCCUUCUUUCCCCACUGUCACUCAGCUCAUCUCCGAACGCGGCCUCCACCUCAUAACCCGAAACGACGCCUCCUUUAAGAUAUCGGUCGUUACUGUCAAAGAAACCCCCGCUGAUUCGAGGUUCAAGAGUGUGGACGAGAUUUUCAGGCGAUUUGGCGAGAGAUUGACGGCGAAAGAGCGUGUCUCUCACGCGCUGGAGCCUCCGGAGAGCGUUGUGAGGUCGAAGCUCAUGGAGCACCAGAAGGAAGGGUUGUGGUGGCUACUCAACAGAGAGGAAAGCAAGGAGCUUCCGCCGUUUUGGGAGGAAAGAGAAGGGGGCGAGUUCGUCAACGUAUUGACCAAUUCCAGCACGUGCUUAAAGCCAGAGCCUUUGAGGGGAGGGAUCCUGGCCGAUGAAAUGGGGCUCGGAAAGACUCUCACUUUGCUCUCUCUUAUUGCCCUUGAUAAGGAUUCCGGUGAGAGGAAGGGAAAGAAGAGAAGAAAGAUUGAAAUUGGGGAGAGCAGUGCAACGCUUGUAGUGUGCCCUCCCCCUGUGUUUUCGACUUGGAUUUUGCAAUUGGAGGAACACAUUGUGCCUGGUUCACUGAGGACUUACAUGUAUCAUGGUGACAAGAGGGCUAAGAAUGCUGAGGACCUCAUGGAUUAUGAUUUGGUGCUCACUACUUACUCUACACUCGCCGUGGAGGCGGAUGACCCCCACUCGCCGGUGAAGAAGGUGGUCUGGAGGAGGAUCAUAUUGGAUGAGGCUCACGGUAUCAAGAAUUCAUAUGCCCAGCAGAGCAAGAUGGUUAUUAGUCUCAAUGCCAAGAGGAGGUGGGCUGUCACCGGCACACCUAUUCAUAAUGGCUCCGUGGACUUGUUUUCACUCGUGGCUUUCCUGCAUUUUGAGCCCUUCUCCGAAUAUGGCUAUUGGCGCAGCCUCGUGCGACGGCCUCUCAGUCAGGGCCUUCCGAGCGGCCUCUCACGCCUGCAGGUUUUGAUGGCGGCAAUUUCGUUAAGAAGAACAAAAGACAAAGGAUUGUUAGGCCUGCCACCAAAAACUAUUGAGACUCAAUAUGUUGAACUUAAUUCAGAAGAACGUGAACUGUAUGAUCAGGUGAAAGAGCAUGUGACGCGUUCCAUGAAUUUUACUUUUUUCAUUGGAGUUAAGAGUUCUGCUUAUGCGCUAAGUAUGCUUUUUCAUCUUUGCCAAAUAUGUACUGAUUUAGCAUUGGUCCCUAAUGAUCUCGCAACCACAUUCUGUUCAACUAAUAUUGAAGAAGCUUCCAAUAACCCGCAGUUGUUGCAAAAGUUAGUUGAGAUGCUGCAAGACGGCGUAGAUUAUGAGUGCCCAAUUUGCACUUCUCCUUCAGCAGACAUCAUUAUCACCCGCUGUGCUCACAUCUUCUGCCGAGUCUGUAUUCUGACAUGUCUACGAUCCAGAAAUUCCUGUUGUCCUCUUUGCCGUCAAGCCCUAUCUGGAUCUGACUUGUUCUCAGCCCCACUCGAGCCUUCUAAAGCUGAAAGUACCGCUUCAUCCUCAUCAUGGGAUAAAAAGUUAUCUUCCAAAACAUCUGCUUUGAUAAAAUUUCUUAAAGAAUCAAGAGAACAGAAGCCAGCAGCAAAGUCAGUAGUGUUUUCACAAUUUCGCAAGUUGUUGGUGUUAUUGGAAGCACCUUUGAAGGAGGCUGGUUUCAAGGCUUUGCGCAUUGAUGGCUCAAUGACUCCUAAACAGAGGGCUAACGUUAUUGAUCAAUUUCAAGGCACUAAAGAAAAUGCACCAACCAUUCUGCUUGCAGGCCCUGUGCCUUCAGGUGCAGAAAUAAAUCUCACUGCUGCCACCAUGGUGUAUUUCAUGGAGCCAUGGUGGAAUCCAGCUGUCGAGGAACAGGCCAUGAAUUGCAUCCAUCGUAUUGGACAGAAAGAGGCUGUGAAGAUUGUUAGAUUGGUUGCUCGGGACAGCAUUGAGGAAAAGAUACUGAUGUUGCAGGAGAAGAAGAGAGAACUAGCAAGAAGUGAUUUUGGUCAAAUCAACGAUAAAGAUCUAUGUUUCCUUAUGUCCGAGUAAUGAUGGUUCCAUUGGUACUUUCCUUCCUUUGCUUUGCUACGUUUUGUCUCUUCUAACUUUUUACAUUGGCACCCUAUAGUUAAUUAUGUUCGUUGAUUCUUUUUGGGAUCAACAUCCUCUGACGGAGGUUGGUAAAGUAGCGAAGUGAGGAAUUAAUUAUUCUUAUAUUGAGGAAUUAAUUAUUCUUAAAUUGAGAUAA
This is a messenger RNA of Arachis duranensis, 2986 nucleotides long. RefSeq names its product putative SWI/SNF-related matrix-associated actin-dependent regulator of chromatin subfamily A member 3-like 1. The transcript has 4 exons. Bases 1 to 2787 code for a protein of 928 amino acids. Lineage: Eukaryota; Viridiplantae; Streptophyta; Magnoliopsida; Fabales; Fabaceae. Gene Ontology annotation, molecular function: hydrolase activity, acting on acid anhydrides, in phosphorus-containing anhydrides; zinc ion binding; ATP binding. The record is from RefSeq and is a predicted model, not a curated record.